GUGGUCUACGCUACUUGAUAAACCGUUGCUAGCCAGCAGUGCCAAUAAUUGGGAUUGUCACGAGAACAUGGAGACAAAGUGCAACGAUGCUCAAAGAUUCGGCAACGUCCUCGCUGCAUUUGACUAAUCCGUCCAUCCAACCAAACAGUCGCCAGGGCCAACAUAUUAUAUUUUUGAGUGAAAGCCGGGCGAAAAAUCAUCGCCCACGAGUUCCCAGUGGAAACGCUCGCAACCACAACAACCACGCAAGCAAGCUCCGGUAGCAAACUUUGUCGCGCUAGAGAAAUUCCGUCCGUCCCACAGUCGGCACGAGAGCAAUGGAAACGACUGAAGAAGGUUGCCUCGAUCCUCGCUUUCAAUUCAUUCAAGUUUGGUGAGUUGUGAGUUGGAGGUUUGAAAGGAACAAGCAAGUUGAGCAGGGCCUGGAUUGGGAUCGGAAAAGAUCUGGCCAGCCAGAAGAACAUGCAAUGGGGGUAAAGAUUUCAAUUUCCAUUCCACAGAAAAAGAGGAGAGAAAGUUCACUUGGAUGUAGCUGCAGCACCAGCCAAGCAAGGACAAAUAUGAGCAAUGCUUGUUUACUGGAGCAGCCCAGGAACAUACAGAGCUAAACAUACAUAUCUGUGUGUUUUCUUUUUGGUGGCAGCUAGCCAUAGGCAGUCUGCAGCUUUGUUGGUGAUUCUCCAAAAUUUUUUGGAUUUCCAAAAGAUCUCAAUGGAAACAAGCAGGGUGUUGUAAGAAACUAAUUUGAGCAGAUUGGUGGUCCUUUGGAUAAAAGAAAUGGCAAGCUUGACUUUGUAUUUGAUUGGAUCAUGAUAAAUUGCUUUUGGAAGCUGUAUCGUUGUGGGCACUUGAUGAGAUUCAAGAUCAAUGGAACCACUAAAAUAAAAUUCUAGCUUUUUCAAUAGGAAUUGAUGGUUUUGUUUUCUUGUGGAGGGCAAAACUCUCUUCUACACAUUUGGAGUGUUUUGUGUGUAGCUCACUGGAAUUUGGGUGGCAACCAAAAAUGCCCAGUGUGGGCAUUGAGAUAUUAUGUGAAAGGUAGUCCAUCCCAUCCCUCUAGAGCAAGAAAAGGAAGAAACUCUCUAGCCCUAGUUCUCACUCCCAAGGAGAAAAGAAAAGAAAAAAUGAAAGAGAAGAGCUUUUGGGGCUUUUGAUCGAUAGAAUUCCUCCUUGCAAGUACCAAAUCUUUAUCGCGAAAGAAGAAGAAAAUGGGCUUGUGCCUGUCCAAGAAGGAUGUGUUGAUCCAGAAACCCCAGCGCGAUCAUCUGCUGAGCCUGAGCGGCAUCCACAACGCCGCGAUUCUCGUCCCCGACAGCCCCUCCAUCUCGGUCGUCUCCACUGAGCUCUCCAGCCUCGCCGCGGCCGAGCGCCACCUCCUCAAGAACCGCAGCAGCAGCGGCGGCGCGAUGCGAUCCAGCAGCGCCUCCAAUAUGGCCGAGUGUGGGAGCGUCCGCGAGUGGCGAUUCCACCGCAACAGCAGCGCCGGUAGCGGCAGCGUCAGGAAUCUCCUCAGCAGCAGCAGCGACGCCGACGCCGACGAUCUGGCCAGCGGCGCUUCCUACAGCGCCGCCGCUCGAUCGUCGGGGUUUUCGUACCUCUCCAGCCCCAUGGUCGAGGCCAUGGACGCCGCCUUUGGCCUGGACAGCAUCGCUAGGAGCUACGCGAAGGCCAGGGAGAGAUUCGAGCUCGACGGCGUUGGCGCUGGGUUGAAUCCCAGGCUCCUGGAGAUCGACGAGGACGAGGAAGAACACGAAGAAGAAGAACGCCACCAAGAGCAAGAAGAAGACGACGAUGGUAUGAGCGAAUAUUCGUCGACGUGCUCGUCGCUGGGGAUCAAGAAGAAGAGCCAGGCGAGGAGCUUGCACGUCUUUGGCGAGGUCUUUGGGGAGCCCACGCCGCGGAUCAACAGGAUGGCGGCUCCAGCCAUGCCCACCAUUCGAAUCAUCGCGGGCGAGAGGGAUUCCUUCUCCAAGAAAUGCGAUGUCUCGGUGUUUGGGGCUGAUCACUACUUCCACGCUCGCAAUCUCCACCCAUCCCAGCAGCACGCCGCGCGAUCAUCGGUGGAUUUCGGCCCUGAGAUCGCUGGAUCGGGCGAGCAGCCGCAGCACAACGUCCAUGUUCGCAGCGCGCGCUGGGGAUUCGUCCUCGAUUCCGGUGGAUCCGACGAGAUGGAGGGCGACGAGGAGCUCUCGCGAUUGAGCACUAGCAGCGUCUUGGUCGAGCCAAUCUCCAAGCCCUCGUUCACCAACUCCUCCAAUGCUGCCGUGUUCAUGGCUGUUCCUCCCCGAUCGGAGUCGUGGCACGCGAAUUUCUCCUUCUCACACAUGAAUCCAUCCUCGGCGGCGGUGAAUCCUCCUCCUCCCUUAGCCAAAGAUCAAAGAUACGAGGAUUCUAUGACCUCUAGAUCUAGCACCACGAGCAGCAGCCACGAUUACUCCUCUUCCUCGCGUGAUCUGAGCUCCAACCUCAACUCGUAUGGAUUUCCUCCUCCUCGCGCGGCCGCGAAGAAACUCGUGAGGGACUCCUCCCUGUCUUCAUCCGAAGAGGGUGACUCCAGCAAUUUCCAGAGAUUGCCAUAUGAUCGUUGUGAUCUCGAUGGCGACGACAGCGAUAGCAGCAACGAUCUUUUCGAGAUCGACAACUUGGGCAAGGACUUCUUGCUCUAUCCCAUGAACAGCGCGUUUCUCCAGGAUCCAGACAUCUCCUACUCGUCCGCUGCGAACAAAUCGACGAUCUCCACCAAGGGCUCCAAUCCUCAGCACCAAUUCCAGCCGAGGAUCGUCGGCCAUAGCAGUGGAUCAUCGAUCCUGGGGCCGACGCAGCGCGCAAAUGUUUUGGUUUCUUCGCAUUCCAAGCCGAGGUCGUCAAGUGGCAGCGAUCUAAACUUCCAGCCGCCAAGGAAGAGUGUCAAGGGGAGGAGGAAGAGCGGCAGUGGGUUUCAUGGGAUCUCAUCGGUGGAGAACGAGAGCUUCUACGCGAGAUAGAAAUCUCUCACUCCACUCUGGAUCGAUCAGUGUGGAUCAUGCAUUGCUCCUUUUGUGUUUUAUCUAUAUAAACUUUGGAAGGAAAAAUAUACGCCUUUUUUAAAUUCA
Messenger RNA from Selaginella moellendorffii, 3092 nucleotides. RefSeq lists its product as uncharacterized. Lineage: Eukaryota; Viridiplantae; Streptophyta; Lycopodiopsida; Selaginellales; Selaginellaceae. The transcript is spliced from 4 exons. Bases 1209 to 2984 code for a protein of 591 amino acids. The record is from RefSeq and is a predicted model, not a curated record.